AUGUUAAGUCUUUUCAAUAUUUGUUUUAUUUGUUUGAAAAACAACAGAAAAAAGGAAGUUAUAUCUAUAUUAUAUUUAAAUUAUAACAGAAAUAUGUAAUUAUAUCAGUUAGUUCCAUAUUUUUCAUCGUUUAUAUCUAUAUUUUUAAAUAGAAAUCGGACUUUAAUCAACCCCUAUAUUUCGGCGAAAUACUAAAUGUAAAAAAUUGACGUGCUUGACAUGCAAUUUUUUUCUUCAGUAUGAAAAAUUGAUAAUUUUGUAUAUUAUAUCGUUGUAUGUUCGUGCUCAAUAAAUUAAUCGACAAUGAAUAAGAUGCCAAGAUACCCUUCAGAUUGUAAAGUCUAUGUAGGAAACUUAGGAAAUGGUGCAACAAGACGAGAAUUGGAAGAUGCUUUCUCUUAUUAUGGAUCUUUAAGGAAUGUAUGGGUAGCUAGAAACCCACCUGGAUUUGCUUUUGUGGAAUUUGAAGAUGCUAGAGACGCAGAAGAUGCAAUAAGAGGACUUGAUGGGAGAACUAUAUGUGGAAGACGAGCUCGUGUGGAAGCAUCUAAUGGGAGAAGAUUAAGAGAUAGAAGUUAUUUCAGAAGAGGUGUAGGCAAACUAUUUCAUCCUGAAGAUAGGUGUUACGAAUGUGGUGAAAGAGGUCACUAUGCUAGAAAUUGUCAACGACAUAGAAAUACUCGUAAGAAAAGAUCCCACUCCAGGUCUUAUUCACGGUCAAAAUCGCAAUCAAGGUCACGGUCUCGCUCACGUUCGAGGUCAAGAUCAAGAAGCAAGCAUUCACGAUCAUCAUCUCGUAGCCGUUCUCAUAGUAGAAGCGAUUAUACUAAAGAGAAACUUUGUAAUAAACGGCGAUCUGAUUCUAAAGAUCAUAGUCCGCCAAAUCCAAAUCUGUUUCUAGAUAUCACAGCAAAUAAAACGAUGUAUAUUCUUUAUUUGAUACGUGUAUGACCAUCAUUUUUUAUGUUAUUUUAUCAAUUAAGCUCUUUUGUGGCAAACCUUUUCUAGCCUUUCGAAAUAUGUACAUAUUUGAAGAUACCUGUGAUACUUCUUGGCACAAAAGUGCUACUUUAAAUAAUUAAGAUAUUGUGAUUGACUAGAGAUGGAGAAAACAUUAUUAUUAAUAUUACUAUACAUUUAUAGUUUCUAUAUUUUUUAAAUGUUCAAGGUGUGUAUAUAUAUAUACAUAUAUACAUAUAUAUAUAUUUAUGGUCCUAAGUGCAUCUGGAUCAGUCUGUAUAUCACUAUUUAAGAUUUUAGUUUAUGGCCACACUAUAUCCCUUUCAUGAACAAUACAUUUGUUGUAAUUUAAAUCAUAUAUUGCUUUCUAAAAUCUCCUUCACAUUAUAAUAACAAAAAUAGAAUCAUCACAAUAAGUUGAUUACAUACUCUUAAAUGUAAGAUGUUGCACACAGGGCUAGUAGAAUUUUUAUACAAUUUAUGUAUACAAGAAAAUGUUGGGCAUACUAAGAAACAUUUGCAGUCUUAAGAAGUCUAGACACAUAGAUAUAUAUACUUACAAUAUUUGACAAAGAGUGAGAAAUGGUUUUAGGAAGUAAAGCAAAAUUAUAGUUAGGAGAUUAGUAACAAAAAAAAAGAAUAUAUAUACAUUCCUAUAUGCAAAUCCUAUUUGCACAAUUUUAAACAAGAACCUAAAAAUGAGGUUUUUGCAUGAAAUUAAAAUAAAUGUGACUCUCAUGGACUUUUUAUAUAAUAUAUAAUAACACACGUACAUAUAUCACGUGAAUAUAUUUACAGAUAACGAGCAGAUCAUUUCAAAAAAUGUUUUGUACGCAUUUUCGCGAAGUAACCUUUUUAUUUUCUAAGCAAAAAAUAUUCUAAAUGCGCUCUUUGCAAAAUCUGUUUUUUGAUCAAAGUAAAUUAACUGUAAGUAAUUAAUUUGCAUAAUUUCGAAAUAUUGAAUAAUAGAAAAAAAAACAAAUUGUUGGUAUAUAAGUAAUAUUUAAUAUAUUAUUGAUAUAUUUUAAUGCUUUUUAAUAUAACAUUUGAAGUUUAAAAAAAAAUAAUUAUCUUUCUGGAAAUGUGAAUGAAAAGUAAAAUUAUGUUCCGCGAUGUAUAUAUGAAAUCAUAAAAAAUGAGUUAACGAUGAUAUGACAUAUUCUAAUUAGUUUACGCCAUUAAAGCUAAAAUUAUAUAUUGUUGUAGUUUCUCCUUGUAUUCGAUUUUUGCAUAAUUAAAUCAAAAUUAUUUAUUUUCAUAUAACAGCAUAAAUAAAAAUAAAAUUUUCUGCAUAUUAACGUAAUGUAAGGAAAGUGAUGAAUGGUAAAAUGUUACUUUGAAAACUAAAAAUGUUAAUUAUUUUGAUAAGUAAAAGUCCUUGCACUAUUAACGCUUUAUUAAUGAGAAGGAGAAGCAGAUAGAUAAAACAAUAUUCGUGAAUGUCUAAAACGCAUAAAGCUGUAGAAAUAAAAAGGAUUAUAUAUCAUGA
Messenger RNA from Bombus huntii, 2449 nucleotides. RefSeq names its product serine/arginine-rich splicing factor 7-like. The coding region runs from base 304 to 951 and encodes 215 amino acids. Gene Ontology annotation, molecular function: RNA binding; zinc ion binding. NCBI's taxonomy places the organism in Eukaryota, Metazoa, Arthropoda, Insecta, Hymenoptera, Apidae. Gene Ontology annotation, biological process: mRNA splicing, via spliceosome. The transcript is spliced from 3 exons. The record is from RefSeq and is a predicted model, not a curated record. Gene Ontology annotation, cellular component: nuclear speck.